Branchiostoma floridae (Florida lancelet) is the source of this 1930-nucleotide messenger RNA. Its product is annotated as alpha-N-acetylneuraminide alpha-2,8-sialyltransferase-like. NCBI's taxonomy places the organism in Eukaryota, Metazoa, Chordata, Leptocardii, Amphioxiformes, Branchiostomatidae. The record is from RefSeq and is a predicted model, not a curated record. Gene Ontology annotation, biological process: N-glycan processing; oligosaccharide metabolic process. The transcript is spliced from 8 exons. Gene Ontology annotation, molecular function: alpha-N-acetylneuraminate alpha-2,8-sialyltransferase activity. Bases 1 to 1191 code for a protein of 396 amino acids.
AUGAGAGUAAAAGAUGGAGACAGAAGGAGAGACGACAACACCACCAACACACCGGUGGGGAUGAAAAACACACCGGUGGACAGGCCGAAAGAUGGACAGAAAAGAAAUCGUACAAAGAAAGUAAACGACGAAGGCAGAAGAAGAGACGACAACGUUGCCGACGCAUCAGUAGGGCUCAAAAAUACACUAGUGGAAAAGCCGAAAGAUGGACAGAAAAGGAAGAAACACCAGUAUUAUAAAUGGGUACUGGAGGGGGCAGCUGCUCUGGAAAAGUUCCGCGCCGACCAGAAAUUUGUGCAGUCCAUACCAACGGUCGCACCAGCAUGGGUCUACAACAAAACAGCUGCGGAUUUAGUUCGGAAACAAAUGUUACAUGGCGGUCAUCUCCAGAACGGGAAUUUCGUGACGACUCGACACAACGCGCCCCUGAACUUCACCGUAAGGCGGUAUGAAUCAGAAGAAGUGAUCAUGAACGUGAGCAGAGACGCCUUCGACCGAUUUCCUAAAGAAAGCCCGUUUAAGGACAGGCGCUUCAACACGUGCAGUGUGGUAGGGAACGGCGGGAUACUGAAGGGAAGCGGCUGUGGAGAGGAGAUAGACGCCUCCGAGUUUGUGUUUAGAUGUAACAUGGCUCCAAUGGAUGAUGAAUAUCUGAAGGACAUCGGAAAGAAAACCAACCUUAUCACUAUCAACCCCGGCCAGUUCGCGUAUAAAUACAACUCAUUUGCAGAGCAAACAAAGUCUGAAAACGUGGAAGCCUUUGUACAGGACCUCGCAGUGUACGGAGACAGUUACCUUUGGAUCCCAGCGUUCUUCAGUAAGAACUACGUGAACUUGACCAUCGCAGCACACGAAGUCCUGAGGGAGAUACGUCACAUCAGGAACCAAGUCAUCAUACCUCACCCAGAUUUCAUGAAACAAGCACAGGGGUACUGGAGUAAGCAUGGUCUGGGACAUAAUAGAGCAACCACGGGACUAUUCCUAGUCAGUGCGGCCACACAAAUGUGCGCAGAGGUGCGCCUGUACGGCUUCUGGCCCUUCCACUCCGACAGGAACAACACACGCCUGACUGAGCACUACUUCGACAAUGCCGUCCCCACCCCACGGCACAACGUACCCGAUGAGUUCAAACAACUGCAAAGUCUGCACAACUCAGGAGUUCUCCGUCUGAAAACCAAUGCGUGUCGGUGAGGAGACAAUAUGUAUGAAACCAUAAAUUACAGUCAUUGAGAAGAUAUGUGACAAACACGUGAAAAUAGGUCAAAGUUGACUGAAAGUCUGUACAGCCCCCGUCAUAAUGGACCGAAACUGAGCCCCGCCCCAUGUUCGAUCAUGUUCUAUGGAACUGUUUUUGGCGGAGGUGUUCGAGAUAGGGGGUUCUUUUUGUUCGAUAUUGCGUUCUACGGACAGCCUACGGCGGCAAAACAGGAAACUGCAAGUCUGCCUGCAGAUUUCUUCCGAUUGACUGAUCAAAUUACUCCAGUUAUGUGAUCUGACACGAGACUCUCGAAUAUUUGAUAGGUCGCCGUCAAAGGCGACUAGAAGUAUGUACGGCCCCCGUCAUAGAUGAAGGCUUUCUGGUACCGGUCCAUUCUAGUGACGCUGAAGAAGAGUGAUGGAUGUCACUCAAAGCGUCCGGAAGUAAUCUCGUUUUUUUUAUCCAGUUGUAGAGACUGAAUUGCAGUUGAAUAUUGUCUACUUGGAUAUCGAACCUUCAUAACUGUAUCUGGUGAUUUUUAUAAAUUAUGAUUAUAUAGACCUGUCACAUUCCUCACACUCACGAGACCUGAUUAUUUGUAACAUGUAAGUUAUCACAUCUAUUUUCGUCUUGAAAACUUGAUGGUCGGAAGAUUGGUGAUACCAGAUGAAAUUACUGAAAUCAUGGAUUCUUCAUCUGCUGAAUUUAGCCCAUUAAUUCAGAUAAAUGAAA